AUGCGCGUCUGCCCAGCCUGUGCAUCGGGCGAUCUGAAUUCGACGUCGAUCCGAGACCGUAUAACUUGGGCUCCGUUGCAUGUGGCCCCAUCGCUUCAGAUACCUCGGGCUCCCCACCCGAGAGGCAUGGCCUUUGCAGAGGACCGUCUCUGUCCCUCGCACCUCCCCGAGAGACCUGCGCCGGCGCCCUGCUCUGUGCACGGGCGCCCGUGCCUCCGAAAGCGUGCGCGGUGCUGCUCUGCGCCUCGAUUUCGUCGGCCGACGGGCAAACGCUGUGCAGGAUUUUCCAGCGACUGGCCCCGCAUAGGGGGAGGCCGCAACGGGCGCGCCCCCUGCAAGCGGCAGGCGGUGCAGGAGGAGGAG
Messenger RNA from Prorocentrum cordatum, 363 nucleotides. Lineage: Eukaryota; Dinophyceae; Prorocentrales; Prorocentraceae. The record is from the annotation of a GenBank genome assembly.